Messenger RNA from Aureobasidium musti, 396 nucleotides. Lineage: Eukaryota; Fungi; Ascomycota; Dothideomycetes; Dothideales; Saccotheciaceae. The record is from the annotation of a GenBank genome assembly.
UCCUUCGGUAUCCUCGCCCUCGCCGCCUCGGCCUCUGCUGCCUACGUCAACGGCACUGCUCCCAUGAACGGAACUGUUUACACCACUGAGGUCGUCACCGCGUAUNNAUACACCACCGUUUGCCCUGCCCCUACCGCCGGAGCAUACGUGACCACUAUCAACAGCAAGGCCUACACCAUCUCGUCGGCCACCACCGUUACUGUCACCGACUGCCCAUGCACAUUGGUCAAGCCUAUGCCCACUGCCUCGUCCAACGGCGGCAUGAUGACCUCGGCUGGAGGCAAGACCAACGGAACCGCUUCGGCCACCAAGCCCGCAGUUUACACUGGUGCUGCCAACCACGUUGCUGCUGGUUACGGUCUUGCUGCUCUCGGUGCCGCCGUCGUUCUUCUGUAA